ACACUGUGUCAGUCGCCGGCCAGUGCCUUGCGAUGCGCGGCCGAGGUCGUUUGUCUGUGUUGUGUUAGAGUUUAGUACAUCCAUGAGACGGCCGUGUCGAAGUGCAUGUGGAUUCGCAGCCAUCGCGCUCCGGUGAAGGCUGCCAAGAUGGGUUGCACCAGAGAGAUUUGCACUGCUGAGAAGAUCUUCAUAUUCAUCAAUAUAGCGUUCGCGAUGUACGCGGGCGCGCUGCUGGCCACGGCGGCGCGGCUGGCGUGGGACCCCAGCACUUACACGUGGUUCCGCUUCCUGUGCGCCGCGCAGUACCGCGUGUCGGCCGCCUACGUGCUGGCGGCGGGCCUGUGGCUGGCCGCGCUCGUGUACCUGGCAGCGGCCGCCGCGCACCGCUCCGCCUCGCACUCGCACUGCCUGCAUCUCUACGCGGCGGGCGUGGCGUGCCUCGGGGUGAGCGAGGUGGGGUACGGCGCGUGGAUGGGCGUGUCGCUGGCGGCCUGGUGGCGGAGCGCCCCGCAGGCCGAGCUGGCGCGGCGCGGCAUGGACCUCAUGCACGACAUCAAGCCGGCGCUGCUCGCCUUCACGCGGUACAAGGACCUCGUGCGGCCCCUCUACGACAUCAUCGAGGAGAUGGAACGGGAGGCGCCCAACAACGCCUUCGUGAUCAUCGUGUUCGGGGUCGUGGGAGCCGCGCUGCAGGUGGCGGCGUUCGUGAUGGCGCGCAUUCUAGCGCGACGGGCGGGCGAGGCGGCCCGCGCCCCCCGGCCCCCCGCCGCGCCCGACGCCGCCGAUGACAGCGACGCAGCGGACGAGCCGCCUCCCCCGCACUGGAGGAAGGACGCCAAUCUCCGCAUGUACACCAUACUCGACAAGAUUUUCUAGCAGGAGGAUGAAGGAGACGUGCGUCGCCUCCCCCCGCCGUCCCCGUCCCCUGCUCCGCCCCCCGCCCCGCCCGGAGCGCCCCCGUACGUCGCGGCCCUGGGACCGGUCCCUGAGCGAGCGGGGUAGGGCGGGUCUGUAGUGUCGCCCCGACCAGAUAUCUGAUGCUCUAGCGAGAUGCAAUCGAAUGCACGAUGCAGGUUUAGUUGGAAAAAUAACAAUUCAUCUUAGUAUCUUCUUCGGCUUUCUGGAGCGGUGGACAUAAUUUAAAAUAAUUGUUACUGUGUAAUCUCGCGUUCGUUGUGUUUAUACAUUAAUAUUUCGGACGUUUCCUGCAUGAAAUGUGUGAAAUAGUUAUGAAAUAGUCAUGUUACAAAUCGUACAUAAUAAUGCAAAGUUAUUGUUGCAGAUUUAAUACAAGAUGUUAUGCAUAAGCGUAUGUAAUCCUAAUAAUUAUUUAGUUGUAAGUUUGACUUUAACACGAAUUAAAUGAGCAUUUCAAUAUUUUCUAUCGUAACUGUUGUAGCAGGGAGCCUCACACGGGAUGCCGCGAAUCUUACACACACACGUGCACACACACACGUGCACACAUACACACGUGCACACACACACACACACACGUGCACACACACGCACGUGCACACACACACACGUGCACACACACAUGUACGAGCACACACACAUGUACGUGCACACUCGUAUAUACACGCAAAAGCGAAAUUUCACACAAAGUGGUUUCAAUUCUCAUUCUUUUUUCAUUCAGAAAGCUCCUACACCUUCACAUGGAUCAAUAGAAAAGUUUAAAUUGUUGGCACACCAGAAUAUUGUUAAAAUAGAACAUUUCCAAUAUUUAAAAAUAUAAACUGAACCAUAGGAUAGGAUACAGCAUAACUUGUUCUUAUUGAUGUAGCUUGUUUACUGUAAAAACAGAAUAAAUAACGAGCGAUCGGACACAAGCGACAAUCCGCAUCAGUGUGCUUAGUGCGAGUUUUUUAACGUUCUCGAUAGCGUAAACGUUAACCCAAUUUUGUAUGCAGUUGGAACAGCGCCUCUAGCGGCAAACGUAGGCAAACGAUCCCAUUCCAUACAAAUAUGAGCUGACUUUUACGCUAUCGAGAACGUUAAAAAACUCGCACUAAGCACACAGUUCACAAUUCACUUGACACGAUAAACCACUCGACUCCACUACAAGAUCAUAACGCCGACUAAAAUGGUAAUUUGAACUGUGGUAGGACAAUGAUAUGUCGAGAUGACGCUGAGCGAGCAACCGUCUGAGGCUCCGCGCUGGUUCGUGUCCCCCUGACUGUCCCCCCGGGCACACAGUCGAGCAAUACACGGAACAUUGUGUGACUGCCAAGUAGUUAGUUCAUAAGUACGGCGUAAGCCACGUAGUUUUAAGUACGAUCGAUGUAAGCCAUAUUAUUGUACGUGUAAGCCGGCGCUACACACUGCGGCUACGGCUCUGCAACUGUAGCUGACCCCGGCCGCGUAGAGCCGCCCGUGCCGAUGUCCGCAAACAUUCCUACGCGCGAGACGUUGCCAUAUGUUAUAGUGUUGUACGUUGUAAGUUGUUAAGGAGGGAGAAAGGUUGUUCGAUAUCAGGUGCCAACAGAGAGGAGGGUGCGCCCGCCGCCGGGCCGCAAGGACGCGACCCGGGUCGGGCCUGUGGGGCGCACUCAGACCAAUAAACAUUUUAUUUUUUUAUAAA
Messenger RNA from Bombyx mori (domestic silkworm), 2581 nucleotides. RefSeq lists its product as uncharacterized. Bases 106 to 876 code for a protein of 256 amino acids. NCBI's taxonomy places the organism in Eukaryota, Metazoa, Arthropoda, Insecta, Lepidoptera, Bombycidae. The transcript is spliced from 6 exons. The record is from RefSeq and is a predicted model, not a curated record.